GCAGGCUUUCCCUCAUCAGGCUGACCAAAGCUCUCUUCACACAUACCACUCAAGACUCCUGUACAGCGCAAAAUGGAAGAUCAAAAGCAGGUUGGACUCUUUUCUGAAAAAGUUUGGUAGGCAUUUGAACACUGUCACAUGCAGUGAACCAGGCACAUGGAGGACAGCUGACUCUACAGAACCAGGGACUUGGGUUGUUGCCAUGGAACAAAUAUGGUUGCUUCUCCUUCUAGCAAUUAGAGUGUUUCCAGGGUCUGCUCAGUUCAACAGUUACAACUGUGAUGCCAACCUCCACAGCAGAUUUCCUGCUGAAAGAGACAUCAGUGUCUACUGUGGAGUGCAGGCCAUUACGAUGAAGAUUAAUUUUUGCACGGUCCUCUUCUCGGGAUAUUCUGAAACAGAUCUGGCACUGAAUGGAAGGCAUGGGGAUUCCCACUGCAGGGGCUUCAUCAAUAACAACACCUUUCCAGCAGUGGUCAUUUUCAUCAUUAAUCUCAGCACCUUGGAGGGUUGUGGAAACAAUUUAGUGGUGUCUACAAUUCCUGGUGUAGGUGCUUCUGGAAAUGCAACCUCAGUACAGAUAGGAAAUAUUUCCGGAUAUAUUGAUACUCCAGACCCGCCAACAGUUAUCAGUUAUCUUCCUGGGCUCCUUUACAAAUUUAGUUGUAGUUAUCCAUUGGAAUACCUGGUUAAUAACACCCAGCUUGCUUCGUCCUCAGCUGCUAUUUCUGUGAGAGAGAACAAUGGGACAUUUGUCAGCACUUUGAACUUGCUCCUUUAUAACGAUUCAACCUACAGAGAGCAAUUAAUUAUCCCGAGUAUAGGAUUACCCUUGAAAACUAAAGUGUUUGCAGCUGUGCAAGCUACUAAUCUGGAUGGCAGAUGGAAUGUAUUAAUGGAUUAUUGCUACACAACCCCAUCUGGGAAUCCAAAUGAUGAGACUCGUUAUGAUCUCUUCCUUAGCUGUGACAAAGAUCCUCAGACUACCGUCAUCGAAAAUGGCAGAAGCCAGAGGGGCCGGUUUUCCUUUGAAGUCUUCCGUUUUGUGAAACACAAGAAUCAGAAAAUGUCCACUGUCUUUCUGCACUGCCUCACGAAGCUCUGCAGAGCGGACGACUGUCCUCUCCUCAUGCCGAUUUGUGGCAACAGAAAAAGGAGAGAUGCUCAGAGCUGGACGACUUGGGCCCCGCAGAGCACUUCUGGAAACGCGGUCCUCUCUGCGGGACCGAUCAUCACCCGGAGCGAUGAGACUCCAACCAACAAUUCACAGCUUGGUUCCUUGAGUGUGCCUCCCUUUCAGCUGAAUGCCGUCACCAGCUCUCUGAUAUCAGGAAUGGUCAUUCUGGGAGUCAUGUGCUUUUCUCUCCUACUGUGCUCACUAGCCCUUCUGCACAGAAAGGGAUCCACCAGCUUGGUUUUGAAUGGUGUAAGAAACCCUGUCUUUGAGUGACAGUGACUGUUCCUGCUCUAGGACGAAGGUCACUGAUCACUCUGUGCGACUGUGGUCAGCCAUCCAUCUGAGUUCAAUGACAGCAACACUUGAUAUUUUUAGGUUAGGUAGAUUUCUUUUUGUAGCUCAUGAGUGCUAAGAUAGUGAAAGACUAUUGAUGGUAUGGCUACGCCACCUAUGUAAGUGGCCAACCCCAUUUUCUUACCAUCAAAGGGCACAUUGACAAUAACUAAAAAUAUUCAGGACUUAGACCUUAAAAGGUCAGUCAUUUUUCAGUUCAUUUGUAAUUUCUGUUGACUGUUGGUAUAAGAGGUCAAUUUAACCACAGAGGAAAAAAAGAAUUUGUUCCAUUUUCUUCCAAGCAGUAAAGCCCAAUGAGUGAUUUUAAAUUGUGUAUGUGGUCCAAAAAUGAAAGUUACCUUUUGUUUUUUUUAACUCCAGGUAAUUCCAGCUUAAGGCUACAUUUUAAAGGGACAUUUUGAGUUAACUACUAUUUCUCCUGAUCUCUUGUGUCAUGGAUUGAUGUUUAAUCCUGAUGACAUUUGUUUAAAAAAAAAACAAAACUACAAAUACACUUGGAAAAAAAUCUAUUCACAUAGCAAAUAGUAAAAGUGGGUUUUUAAUGUCCAAAGGAUGCAUUGUAUGUUAUCAAAUUAUUUCUUUGAAUAGGGAUGGCUGUGAGGCCUCAUCCUGGUUCAUGUGGGACCAUUGGCACAGGGUAACUCACCUGGCAGUUAAACAUUCAGCUUCCAUGUAUCUAGCAUCAAGGCCACUGUGGGAAGGUUAUUCACAAGUCAUUAUGUGAGAAGCAGACACUGACAGCACCAUAGAAGCAUGAUGCUCCCAUUAGGGUUUCCCAGAAGACCAGUAUUCUUUAUAUCCUAGAACAAAGAGGAACUGCAGAGUAAGUGUUGUUUGUAGAACAUUUUAGGAGCCAACAUGAAGAAGAUGGUCCUUUGUCCUAAACAUUUUAUGAGAAAUGGGGAAAUGAAUGGUUGAAAGGGGCUUUUUUUUAAGAUGUCAUUUUUCUAGAGGCUAUACUCACUACACAAUGAACAAUAGAUUUACCCAGUACUAAACAGUGAGAGCAAUUAUCCUUUAUCAUCUUUCCAAAACGAUAAUAUUUAAUCCAAUUUUUAAACAAGUCAUGUUCAACACAAAAGCAAAAAAAAAAUAGAUUCAAAUUAUUUCCACAACUGGACAAGUAAAAGAACCCAAUGGUGUAUACCAAAGUUCAGUAUGUGCAGCUCCUGGUAGUGCUGUAUUAACUGUAGAAAUUUGAUGUCAUGACACUGUGAUCCACUAUUCAGGACAGAUUUUAAUAUGCCAUAUGUAAAUCAAUAUGCAAUUUUAGAUCUGCUUCAAGUGGAAUAUGUACACUGCAAAUUAAUAUAAUAAUUAAAUCAAUCACCAAGUUAAAAGACUACCCUUUCUCCAAUUUGCUUGAAUAUUUCAGGAGCAAGUGUUUAUAUUACAAUAAUUAGCUAUCUAAUUACCUCAACUCUUCUAUUUCAAGGUGGGUGGCAUGAAGUGAAAUAGAACCUGAAGGAAGAAAUCCUGGAUAAUUUCUUCAAUAUUAAACAAAAAUUAAGCCACUUAAAAAGUCAAUCUCCCCUUUCAUUCUGACCUCCUUCUGUGGUAACACGAUUAACUGAUCAUCACACCAUAGGACUCUCUGUGUAUGUGGACAGUACUGAAAUACUGUGGCGAAUCUAAGUCUAUGUUUUCCUUGGGUGAAUAGUGGUUCAAGCUUAAACUCUGGGACUAGCACUGUAGAUCACGGAGGCUGACUUUUCUGUUUGAAUUCUUCGCCUUUGGAUGGUUAGUGCUUCCUCUUUUGUCCAUUAAAUCCUACACUUUAUUGCACAGAACUAAAUAAUCAACAUACAGCAUUUUGGAAACACCUCAAGCCUAGUGUGUCCUUUGGCUGCCCCUUUUAUCAUGAGCAAGAGAAGCAAAGCUAUAAGCGGGUUUGCUUCAGUCAGCUUUACCCUGUAAUACUCAAACUGUAGGUUCUGUUUUAGUUACUCUGAGUUUUUUUGGUUAUUGUAGUAGGAAGACCUUACAAAUAUGUGCAAAUGUCUUUUCAGUUUUAAUACCUCAAACUGUUU
Rattus norvegicus (Norway rat) is the source of this 3561-nucleotide messenger RNA. Lineage: Eukaryota; Metazoa; Chordata; Mammalia; Rodentia; Muridae. The record is from RefSeq and is a predicted model, not a curated record.